AUGCCGGCUACCCUACCGCUGGAAGCUGCGGAAGGGAAGAGGGCCAGCCUCCUGACUUUCCUUGCCUGGUGGCAUGGGUGGACCUCCCAAGCCAGCUCCAGCGCCCUCAUCGGAGGGGAUACCAGCGAGGUGUCUAGGCGACAGGAAAGCCCACCUCUCCAGCAGCCCCCACACCGGGAUAAAAAGCCCUGCAAGAACUUCUGGAAAACCUUCUCCUCUUGCAAAUAACCCCGCCCUGGCCACCCCUGGAAAUGCAUCCAUAAUCUGAAUAAAGAGUGUCGGGUAGCA
This is a messenger RNA of Microtus ochrogaster (prairie vole), 288 nucleotides long. Its product is annotated as cortistatin. Gene Ontology annotation, biological process: adenylate cyclase-inhibiting G protein-coupled receptor signaling pathway; regulation of cell migration. Bases 1 to 228 code for a protein of 75 amino acids. The transcript is spliced from 2 exons. The record is from RefSeq and is a predicted model, not a curated record. Gene Ontology annotation, cellular component: extracellular region. Gene Ontology annotation, molecular function: G protein-coupled receptor binding; neuropeptide hormone activity. Lineage: Eukaryota; Metazoa; Chordata; Mammalia; Rodentia; Cricetidae.